Molecule: messenger RNA, 872 nt
Organism: Rhizophagus irregularis DAOM 181602=DAOM 197198
Lineage: Eukaryota; Fungi; Glomeromycota; Glomeromycetes; Glomerales; Glomeraceae
Source: RefSeq, a predicted model, not a curated record
AUUCAUAUAUUGAUUUUUCUGUAAAACCUAUAGAUAAAUAAGAUAAUUAUGGGUAAUUAUAAAUUAACCCAAAUAAGGAGUCGCGAAUGGGUAUAUGUAUAUAUAUAUUUUAUAUAUAUACUGUAGAAUAUAAAAAUUUUUCUUUUAAAAUAUAUGCUAUUUUUUUCUAAAAAAAAAAAAAAUAAUAAUAAUAAACAAUGUCCUCUUCUACCGAACAAGUUAAAGGAUUUGAUACGGAAGAACUCAUUAAUUUUUUAAAAGGACGAAAUUUACAUCUUAAUGAAACUCAUUAUAAUUCCCUUCGCCAUAAGGAGAUCGCCGGGUCAGACUUCCUUAAUUACACUCGGGAAGAACUUAAAGGUCUCGGAUUGGCAAUAGGACCAACAAAAAGAAUCGAACAGUUGAUUAAUGAAUUGAAUACUCAAAGUAACGAUGUGUUAAAAAAAGAAGUUGAAGGGUUGGAUACGGAAGGACUCAUCAAUUUUUUAAAAGAACGACAAAAUUUACACCUUAAUGAAACACAUUAUAAUAUCUUCCGUCAUAAAGAGAUCACUGGGUCAGACUUCCUUAAUUAUACUAAAGAAGAAUUUGAAGGCUUUGGAUUAGCAUCAGGGCCAGCAAAAAGAAUCGAACAGUUAGUUAAUGAGUUGAAUAAUCAAAUAAUUUUCAAUUUGUGGACAACUGCUGUAAGCAAAAAUUUUUUAAUAAGGGUAAUCUUUGAUUCUUGAUUCGCUGAUCACAGGCUAUGAUAAUGAAAAAAUUAUGUUGAAGCAUGGUUACGGUUGUGUUCGUGGAAAUAAGGUGCCCAAAAAUAGCAUUGGCGAAUCAUGAAUUGUUUAGUGAGUACUUAAUAUUAAUCAAGUUGAUAACAA